Echinops telfairi (small Madagascar hedgehog) is the source of this 1141-nucleotide messenger RNA. RefSeq names its product occludin/ELL domain containing 1 (gene OCEL1). The transcript has 7 exons. The coding region runs from base 1 to 861 and encodes 286 amino acids. NCBI's taxonomy places the organism in Eukaryota, Metazoa, Chordata, Mammalia, Afrosoricida, Tenrecidae. Gene Ontology annotation, cellular component: bicellular tight junction; apical plasma membrane; cytoplasmic vesicle. Gene Ontology annotation, biological process: bicellular tight junction assembly. The record is from RefSeq and is a predicted model, not a curated record.
AUGGUCCGCCCCGCCCCCUUCUGCCCUGCGACCUCCGCUGUGGAGUGCAAUCUCCGGUUAAAGCUCAACCGGAGCGGCCGGACGUUCUCUUCUGGAGCUCCGGACCCCGGACUCGGAGCCCGGACGCUGGGACAGGCUGCCCGCCGACCCCCCCCGCCAUGCGCGGGCCGCGACGCCACCCGUAGGUCCCGCCCGCCGCCCAGGGGACCCCCUAACGGCGCCGUCCCGAGGUCAAUGCCCAUCCGGGAGACUCCCCAGACCCACGGUUCCCAGAGGGACCCCCAGCUCCGCCCACCUGGCCCUGGGCCUCCGUGUUUGCGGCGACACGACCCUCGAGCACUGGAAGCCAGCUCGCCACGCAGUCUGUGCCAACCUCAGUCCGGAGCCCACAGGGCACGGCCCAAGAAGAUUGUGUUUGAGGACGAGCUGCCUCCCCAGGCUUUCCUGGAGACCAGGAGGCCUCUCGGAGCCACCCCUGGGGUUUAUAAACCCAGUCCCCACCCAUUGCCCGAUUAUGAGCUGAAAUACCCCUCCGUGAGCAGUGAGAGGGAGCGGAGCCGCUACGUAGCUGUGUUCCAGGACCAGUACUCGGAGUUCGUGGAGCUGCAGCAGGAGGUGGCCUCCGCACAGGCGGAGCUCCAUCACCUGCAAACUCAGCUGAACUCGCUGCCCCCACCCCGCAGCCAGAAGGAGGCCCAGGUCACUGCCCGAGUCUGGAGGAAAUUUGAGAAGAAGCAGAUGGACCCCAGGUUUCUAGACAAGCAGGCACGCUACCGCUACCUGAAAGGCAAAUUGAGGCACCUCAAAGCACAGAUCCAGAAAUACGAUGAGCAGGACAGCGAGGGCUCCGUCUACUUCUGAGCAUGCUGGCAGGCGGAGGGAAGGGCACACUCGAGUGGGGACCCCUCGUCCUGGCUUCUCUUUGGUUUCCCAUCUCGGAGUUUUCCUGUCUUCCCUCUGCCUGGAAUAGCUUCCCUUGGCCGCACUACGUUGUCACAAAGCUUUGAAGAUCUCCAGGUAGUCAGCCUUCCCAGGACCACCUCUGGGACCCUGGGCCCAGACUCUAACUCAGCACUGUCCCCCCCGCCCCCAGCUCUCCAUCGCAAUGAAGGAAAUGGGUAUUAAACGUUGACUGUAUGCA